Molecule: messenger RNA, 2959 nt
Organism: Purpureocillium takamizusanense
Lineage: Eukaryota; Fungi; Ascomycota; Sordariomycetes; Hypocreales; Ophiocordycipitaceae
Exons: 7
Coding region: 166-2379 (737 amino acids)
Biological process (GO): chloride transmembrane transport
Cellular component (GO): cortical endoplasmic reticulum
Molecular function (GO): chloride channel activity
Source: RefSeq, a predicted model, not a curated record
CUCCCCUUCAUUUCCUACCUACCCAUUGGCACUCUCUACCCUCGUCAUCGUCACCACCACAACUCUCUCAUCCUUUCGCAAACCUCUUCUCCUAGCUACUCAAUCCCCCGCAUUCGACCUCCGCAGCCCGCAAUCGCUCCUCCCACCACCGCUGGCCGCCUCACCAUGUCGAGCCUGCGGGGCUUGUACGGCAGCAAGGGCGACACCGCCGGCCAGGAUAAUCUGGGCGUCGACUAUGUAAUAUGCUACAAGGUUCCUCCCAAAGAACGAGCCGAGGCCGAGGCCGGCUUCGUGCAGGUCGUCGAGGCCCUCACCCGCGUCGGCCUCGCCGUCGAGGUCCGCGGCGGCGGCGACGCCGACUCCCUCCUCCUCUUCGUCAAGGCCGCCUCCCCGGACCUGCUCGCCCGCCACGUCUACCGCUCCCGCCUGCAGGACUGGCUCGGCGGCGCCCGCACCUCGGGCCCCGAGUCCGACGUCUCCCGCUCCCUCCGCCAAGACCCCGUCACCGAGGCCGAGCGCCUGCGCAUCGUCUACCAGAUCAUCACUCGGCCCCAGAACGAGGGUGGCGCCGGCAUCAGCGACUCGGCCUCGUCGGGCCCCUCCAAGCAUGUCGCCGCCGUUUUCCCCCUCCAUGAUCAGGCCUUCAACAAGGCCUGGAUACAAAGGUGGAGCAAAAAGUACACAAUCGACCAAUCCGACAUUGACGAGAUUCGUGACAAGUUUGGUGAGGACGUCGCUUUCUACUUUGCCUUUUUAAGGAGCUAUUUCCGCUGGCUCGUAUUUCCGUCUGCCUUUGGCUUCGCCUGCUGGCUGAUCCUGGGCCAAUUCUCCUUCGUCUACACCCUCGGCAUUGGUCUGUGGUCCGUCGUCUUUCUCGAGUAUUGGAAGAAGAAAGAAGUCGACCUCGCUGUCCAGUGGGGCGUUCGUGGCGUGUCCGCGAUCCAGCAGCACCGCCCCGAGUUCAAAUGGGAUUUUGAGACGGAAGACGCCAUCACGGGUGAACCGAAAAAGGUCUACUCGCAUACCAAGCGCCUGCAGACGCAGCUGCUCCAGGUUCCGUUUGCUCUAUCCUGUGUUGUCGUGCUGGGUGGGCUUGUCGUCAUCUGCAACUCGCUCGAGAUCUUCAUCAAUGAAGUCUACGAUGGGCCCUUCAAGCAAUAUUUAGCCUUUUUGCCCACGGUCCUCCUGGUUGUGUUCACGCCAACCUUCUCCGCUGUCCUCAUGGGGGCAGCCAAUGUCUUGACUGACAAGGAAAAUUACGAGACCACGGACUCCUAUCAUGCGGCCCUGGUUCAGAAGCAGUUUGUGCUGAACUUCAUGACCUCGUACAUGGCCUUGUUCUUUACCGCCUUUGUAUACAUCCCGUUUGGCGAUAUCCUGCUGCCGCUCCUCGAGUUCUGGCGGACAACAGCGCAAGUGGUCACUUUCAGCGACAAAGCCCCGCCGACUCAGAAGUUCCAAGUCAACCCGCAACGAAUAAGCAGCCAGAUGUUCUACUUCACUGUCACAGCGCAGAUUGUCAAUUUUGCCACCGAAGUAGUCGUUCCAUACGUCACGCACAAGGCUACCACCAAGGCCAAGGAGCUGCAGGGCAAGAAAGCCCCCGCCCAUGAUCCGUCUGAAGAGGUAGACUUUCUGAAGCGAGUGCGCGACGAGUGUGAGCUAGAGGCGUACGACGUGACGGGGGACUACAGGGAGAUGGUAAUGCAGUAUGGCUACCUGUCGCUCUUUUCGGUUGCCUGGCCGUUGGCUGCGUGCUGUUUCCUCGUCAACAACUGGGUUGAAUUGCGGUCAGAUGCGCUGAAGAUAGCCAUCAGCUGCAAGCGGCCGAUUCCAUGGCGAUCCGACUCCAUUGGCCCCUGGCUCACUGCCAUCGGGUUUCUGUCCUGGCUUGGCAGCAUCACGAGCUCCGCUAUUGUGUAUUUGUGCAGCGGAUCACGGAACGGAGCCAGGGGAACGACGUCGCAAUUCACAGCUUGGGGCGUGCUCCUCAGCAUCUUGUUGGCGGAGCAUUUCUACCUCGCCGUACAGCAAGCCGUCCGAUACGUCAUGGGCAAGGUCGAAAGUCCUGGCCUUCAGCGCGAGCGCAAGGAGAGAUACCUGAUGAAAAAGAAGCUCCUCCAGGAGAACCUGGGCGAGGAUGCAGAGGAGAAGGCGUCUCCUCCGGGGAUCGAGACGACGGAAAAGAUCACGAGAGCGACCCUCGAGGAAGAAGCUCGCCAGGCAUCCGUGCGCGGGCAAGGGACAGCAGAAGAGAUGUUCUGGCAACGCCAAAGAGGCAUGCAGGAAACAAUAUUGGUCGGCCGCAAGCUGAUUUCACUGGGGGCGUCUGAAACCGGCAACAAGCUGGACGAUCCGGCACCGAGCCCUAGGGCUUGAAGCGACUUCACAGGGGACCAGGAACAACAUGAUCGGGCCGGAGAAAGAGGUGGGGUUGCAUGCGGAGAUGCUAAUGUGCUGCGCUGCGGAAGCCGGGUUCUUUGGGAAUGAGCGAAGAAGUCAUCGAGCGUGGAUAAAUAGGAACAAUGCACGUAAUUUGCUGCGGAGCCGGCAAAGGUUUGCCUGGCGUGCCUUUUCGUGCGAGGCGAUGGGGGCGGUUCAGAAGCAUCCAGGGUCGGGGAUCAAUAUCCUGACAGGGAUCCACGAGUCGUGGAACACGAUGUGUUUGUACCUGGUCGAUGUAAUCCUGCAGCCUGUCGGGACCACUCAUACCUUGUAACGCCGACUGGAUCCAAGCUGCGACGGUCGUGGGCGCGACGCUCUAUCCUCACACUCACAGUACCUGACGAAGGCCACAUGGCAUGCCUGCUCGCAAAGUCAAUUUGGUCGGUGACCAGCAAGGCAACCGUUUCCAGACCGGGGUGUCGUUUCCGAGAUCCUCGGACUUGAGUGAGGGAACGCACCUAGUACCUACUAAGUUACUUACUUCGUAGCUUAGUGACAAUAGAUGUUUGAGAAC